Molecule: messenger RNA, 3100 nt
Organism: Camelina sativa (false flax)
Lineage: Eukaryota; Viridiplantae; Streptophyta; Magnoliopsida; Brassicales; Brassicaceae
Source: RefSeq, a predicted model, not a curated record
UAUAUUGCUUUUAGCGUGUCGUCGUUUUUCCUUUAUUAUGAAUUCCCCUCGAUCCGCGUCGUCCAAUCCCUCUGCCGGAAGUCACCUUCGACGAGCGACGACUUCUGAAUCUAGCGGCUCUACCAGGUCUGUUCGCCGUCGAACUCGUUCUCCAAGACCCUCUGACUCGUCUUCGACGGAUUCAGAUGCGGCUCAAUUCGAAGAGAUAAAGCGUCGUCUUGCUCCCGGAUCUGCAGUCCCUAGCUCUUCUGGGCUUACUUUCAAGAUUCCUUCCCUGAUAGACGAGCCUAUGAACGAUGGCUUGUCUUCUCCUAAUUUGGACGAUGUCCCUUUGCCGACCGUGAAUCUCUUCAAUCAUAUGCCGGCGACGUCGAUAAAAAUUGAUGCGGCAGUUGACGCACUUCGUAUCGGGAAAUUAAAAGUUGAUGUGACAGUUGUUGCGGAUCGUCCCAGGAAACUGAACACGAAACCGAAGAUCUUGAUUCCGAACGCCUUUCAACGUCCCUGGGAUGCACCUUCCGGUUUUAUUUGUCUUUCAGAGAAAUACUUCACCGAGUGCGGACUCACCUUUCCUCUUCCGUCUUUUUUGAUGACGUAUUUUGCUCGUCGAAAGGCGGCUAUUUCCCAAUUUGCCCCGGCGACCUUUCGAAAUGCUGUCGGUCUUUCGAUCAUGGCCGAGGCUGCAAGGGUCAAGCUCACUUGUGAUCACUUUGAAGAGUUGACGUGUCUGAAUCCGUCGAGUCGGGAGAAGACUCCCGGGCUUUAUUACGUAGCCUCGGGAAAGAAGACGACGCUCGUCGAGGGUGCCAAGGGUAAAACGUAUAACUGGAAAGGCUCAUAUUUCUUUUUGGAAGUUGCCGCGGGGGUUAUGGAGGAUCCGUCGAUCCCUUGGUUUUCUGGGUGGAACCCUUCACCCGUUGUUAUUCCGAGGUGUUUGCUUCCAUACCCUUCUUCUUUCCGAGCUGAAAUAGACGCGAUUAAGCUCCGCUGCCCAUUCGUUUGGCCGGGAACCGAGGGUAGAAAGGAUCGUCCGCGGAAGUUAGCAUCUAGCCGAAGACCAAGGGCUGAGACUAUGGGGAAACUGAAUUUGAACGUUCCUAAUGCAUCCGCUCGCUAUCGCCAAGCUCCAGAGCCGUCGUCUCGGUCGGCUCCCCGACAGGAUGUUCGUCGAGGUUCCGAUCCCCCAGCUGCAGGAUCGUCCAAAAAGGUCCCCCCUUCCCCUCGUCGAGCUGUGGAAACCCGUCAAAGGUCUCCCCCGCCUAACCGCCAUACUGGCCCUGAAGAGACGCUCCCAAGGAGGAAGGUGGACGGGACUCCUGGUCGCAUUGCCGACCCUCCACAAAGGUCACAGAAAAGGAAAGAUGGCCCUGAACAAGAGCCAUCUGUCUCGCUAAAGAAGUCGAAGUCGGUCGACUUCAGCUGGGAUUUUGCCCAUUCAUCUGGAGCUCGUCCCUUUCCAUCUGACUCGCAGUCUUGUGCCGAGUUGUUUCGAAAGAUCCAUUAUGGUGAAGGUCGUCUUUCUUCUGUUGAAAGGAUGAAAGAGUCCGAUGCUGUCACUGAAGUUGCUCAAGCGUCUUUUGAGUUUAUUGCGCGUAUUAACCGCAUGGCUACCCGCUACGAACGUCGUGUUCGAGACCUGGAACGUUCAGGGGCGUCGAAUGAGAGGAUUGAGCGCCUCGAGGCUCAAUUGGGGGAUGCAGUUCGGUCCAACCAGAGGCUUAGCGACCUUGUGGCCAAGCUCGAACAUCACCGGAGUGGGCUUAUCAAAGAACGGGAUUCUCUUUCGACGAAGCUUAAGGAGUCCGAAGCUUCCUGCAAUGGUCUGAAGCUAACCCUUAGCUCGGAGACGAGAAGGCUCAGGGAUCGGCGUGAUGAAUAUGGGCACCAUGAGCGAAUCAAUGCCUUUCAUGAGGUGGCCGGUCGUGUGCAGAGGCUCUUAGCGAAGCACAAAAGCCACGCCGAAGCGGUUGAAGCGUCGCGGGAGAAAUUCCUUGAAUACAACCAAGCUGUUGGGAACGUUCAAAUGCUGGAGACGCUCGCCGCCGAGGGUCGAAUUUCCUUGCUUGAUGAGGAGCUUAAGGGCCAGGUCGUGACCGUGAUGAAUCAGCUGAAGGAUGAGGUUGAAGAGUUUGAUCUGCCAGACAUCUCCGACGCUGAUUUUGACUUGUCUCAGAUUUUCGCCGGGCCUCUCCCCCCAAUUCCGGCUUGGAUCGCUUCCCCAAUCAGCGGGAAUACGGAGGGUCACACUGAUGAGGGCGGGGAUGAAGGGUCGGAGAGUGGGGAGAUCGGGGGCGAAGAACUGGACGAGCAGGAGCAGGUUGACGACCGUCCUUCGGAUGGGGUUGAGGCACAAGUCACCGACCAACCUUCUCAUGGAGUCGAGGAGCAGGUUCCGGACUGUUCUGCCGGUGGGUUACCUCGUCCUUCCACUCCUGGGCGCGAGUCUCCGGUUGCUGGUCUGGUCACGAAGAAGAAAGUUGCUCUGAUGCCGGUGACAACUAGGUCAGCGUGGUUACGCAGGGCGCGGGAACAGCUCGGCGUUAGGUCUGACGAGGUGAUUCAAUCGGAACUCGUCUAUUACAACGCUCGCAUUCAACGGCUAAGGGCUUACAUCAUUGCCACCCGUCGUUCGUUCGAACGUUACUACGACUUCUGUCGUAUUGACGGGGUUGUGAAAUGUCUUGAACCGCUGAUCGACGAAGGGCUCUUCUUCCCAAAGUGGCGAUGGGAUCGGUUGGUGGAAGAGCGGACCCGGCGCGAAGAUCUAUAUGCGGAAGUGGUAGUUCCCGCACUUGAGCAGGGCGACCUUGACACCCUUGGUCGGAGGCCGUUCGAGGAGCGGGAGGAGAUCGAAGCUCGUCGCGAUCGUAUCGACGUGCUUCGCCGUUAUGUGAGGCAGUUGGAGAGCACAAGUCACUACUUUAGCGAAAGUAGUCGCGUCGAUGGGGUUUGUACGUACCUCGAGGACAUGGUUGGACGAGGUGUGGCUAUUCCGAUGGACCUGCUGAAGGAUGUGAAAGAGUCGUGCCGCUAUUGGCAGACGACAAUUGGUGGGUUGGAAUUGAACGUGCCUUCCAACGCCGAUCUAGGAAUUGAAUGA